Molecule: messenger RNA, 1304 nt
Organism: Suncus etruscus (white-toothed pygmy shrew)
Lineage: Eukaryota; Metazoa; Chordata; Mammalia; Eulipotyphla; Soricidae
Gene: PLIN5
Product: perilipin 5
Exons: 6
Coding region: 3-1292 (429 amino acids)
Biological process (GO): lipid storage; positive regulation of triglyceride storage
Cellular component (GO): cytosol; lipid droplet
Source: RefSeq, a predicted model, not a curated record
CAAUGCAGCGAGUGGCUGCACUUCCCCUGGUCAGCAGCACCUGCAACGCCGUGUCUGGCGCCUACAGUGCCGCCAAGGACCGGUACCCGCUGCUGGGCUGCGCCUGCCGCCUGGCUGAGCACUGUGCGGGGAGUCUCUCCUCGAGGGCCCUGGACCACGCACAGCCACUCCUCGAUCACCUGCAGCCACAGCUGGCCACCAUGAAUGAUCUGGCAUGCAGGGGCUUGGACAAGCUGGAGGAAAAGCUGCCAUUUCUACAAAAGCCCUCAGAGAUGGUUGUGACAUCGGCCAAGGAUGCUGUAACCAGUGGAGUGACGGGCAUGGUGGGCCUUGCCCAGAGGAGCCGACGCUGGAGCGUAGAGCUGAAACGCUCCAUGAGCCACGCCAUGGACGUAGUGUUGGGGAAGUCCGAGGAGCUGGUGGACUAUUUCCUGCCCAUGACCGAAGAGGAGCUCGAGGCGCUGGCAGCUGAGGCAGAGAGUCCCGAGGUGGAUUCCCUGGAAGAGCAGAGGAAGCGCCGGGGCUAUUUUGUCCGCCUGGGUUCCCUAUCGGCGCGGCUCCGCCACCUGGCCUAUGAGCACUCGCUGGGGAAACUGAGGCAGCGGAAACAUCACACCCAGGACACGCUGGUCCAACUGCAGGAGGCCCUGGAGUUGAUCAACCUCAUGCAGUGUGGAUUGGAGUCCAGUGCUCCUGCCCGGCCUGGGAGGAUCCUGGAGCUGUGGGAGCACUGGAGCCAGAGUCUCCCUGAGAAUGGGCACAGCCGAAUGCAGGCCGAGCUGGAGACGCUGGCGCUGUCGCGGAGGCUGAUGGCGGAGCUGCAGGGCGCGGCGGCCGGGCUGGAGCGCAGCGUGCGGGGGCUGCCGGCGGGCGCGCAGGAGCGGGCGGCCGAGGUGCGGCGCUGCGCGGGCGCCCUGGACGCCGCCUUCGGGCCGGCGCGCUGCCUGCGGGACGUGCCGGCCGGGGCGGUGGCGGAGGGCCGGGGCCGCGUGGCGCGCGCGCUGGCCGGCAUGGACGAGCUGCUGGAGCUGGUGCUGCGCGCCGCGCCCCUGCCCUGGCUCGUCGGCCCCUUCGCGCCCGGCCUGGUCGAGCGGCCCGGCACCCCGCCGGGCCUGGCCGCCCGGGUGGACGAGGUGGUCGGGCACCCCGACCCGCGCUGGGCGCACCUCGACUGGCCGGCGCGGCAGCGCGCCUGGGAGGCCGGAAGGCGCGGGGAGCCCCCCGACGACGAGCAGCGGCCCCCCAGCCCGCCCCGGCCCCGGCACACACUGAUGCCCGAGCUGGACUUCUGAGCCCCGGGGGCG